AUGAUAACCUACGACCCUUCAGAGAGGGAGUGUCUGAGGAGCUCAUGGCGGACACGCUUCGUCGUGGUGUGGGCACCCAUUACCAAAUCAUUAAUGUUUAGGUGUAGUGGGGUGGAGCACUUCAUCCUGCAGGUGAUUGACAGACGUGACGUGGAGAUGGUGGUGAACGUGUGGGACUACCCUCAGGUGCCAGGCUGGGUGCAGCCUAUCCUGCCUGUCCUGUCUUUCAGUAAGACUGCUGACUACCACGACAUCAUGUAUCCUGCCUGGACGUUUUGGGAGGGGUGCCCAUAUAUCCCACUGGAAUGUAUGAUGGGACCUCUUAAAAAAUCGGCAGCACAGUGGCCCUGGAAGAGGAAGGAGUCCAGAGGAUUCUUCAGAGGCUCCAGGACUAGUCCUGAGAGGCUCCAGACCUGGUGGAUGCUGAGUACACCAAGAACCAGGCCUGAAAGUCUAUCUGGAACUACCAAUGCAAAUGUCUGUGUGACAGUGGCUUUUUUAUUUAACAAGGACACACUAGGUAGACCACCAGCUCAGGAGAUUCCCCUGGUGGAGCACUGUCAAUACAAGUACCUGUUCAACUUCCGGGGCGUGGCGGCCAGCUUCCGCCUCAAGCACCUGUUCCUGUGUGGCUCUCUGGUCUUCCAUGUAGGGAGGGAGUGGAUGGAGUUCUUCUAUCCCCAGCUGCUACCCUGGGUACACUACAUCCCUGUCAAACAGGACCUCUCUGACCUCAGUGGUCCAUUCAACUACAAACACAACCAAAACACUCCUCACCUCAAGAGUGUUGCCUCUGUUUAAGAAGAACAAUGCACAACCAUUGCCAUAUACUGUAGAGAUACGAUGAAGCUUGAAACACUACAUAUUAAGCAGUAAAUAACUACACUCAACACCAAGUGCCAAUAGAACAUUAUUCAUUCAUGUAGAAUGACAUGUCAAACCCACUGUCGGUACACUACUUUACUUGGACCUGCCUUGGAAAAGAUGAGUAGAAGCCACAAUGGUCCCGAAAUGUUGAAUAUGUUCUAGUAUUCCCAUUGUAGAAUGUAUGUGUUAUAGUUAUCUGAUUCUACAGCUGUGGCACACACGUAUGGAAGGUACUUUGUGCUGUGUAUUGUCUUGACCAAAGAGUAAGAGGUACAAUGCCAAAAAACUAUGUUCAGCUUGUGGUCAAAACAUAUGACGUGAUCUUCAUGGUUAGUCAGAGUAUUGUAUGCACAGAAAUUGUAAUAUCAAUGGCAGGUGAUUCACCUGCAAAAUCAGUGGAAUGGUUUUGGUUUGUCUGUUGGCCUUUAAUUAACAGUAAUUGAUGCCUUUUUUUUAGCAUGGAACACAAUGACAAUGUUGUGAUAUGAUGCAAUAACAUUUUAUAUCGAAUGUAUCAUUUUUUACCUCUAAUAAACCAUUCAAAUCUCAAGUAAAUUCAGAAUGGUAUCCGUAUAAUGUGUAUGUUUGGUCCUCCACCUGAAGGGGGUGCUCUCCAACUAGAUAUCUUCAAUUUACCAGCUAGUAGUUCAGCGGUGUGCCGGUGGAAAGCAGAAGCAGAUCCAGCUCCCAUUGCUGGUGAAGUGUUCAUGAUGCAUCCUCCUGAACGGCCCUGGGUGUCCCCAGACCCAUGUCAGCAGGCUGCCUCGGCCCCCCAGGGUCCAUGCAGCUGACAGUGUGACGCCUGCCCCGGUACAGAUCCCCUACCCAGCCUCGUGGCGUUCUGCCCAUAACGCAGCCAUCCGGGGCUUUGUGCGGUACGGCUGGAGGUGGAGCUGGAGAGUAGCAGCCUUCGUCACAUUAUUCAAGUAAACAGUGACUACAUGGCUAUGGGACUCUUUCCUAUGUGGCCACUAUAUUAGUUUGUUCUCCUGUGCUGAUUGACAUUGGUUGAUUAUCUCGCUGUGUGUGUGUGUUCUGCCAGCACUGUGUGCAGAGACAAGUAUACCCUCAGCCACUACGCAGGAGGUUAGUUACUUCAAAUGGAGAGGAUGCCUCAAUGUAUUAUACACACCCACACUUAUUCAAUGACUUUACAGUAAUAAUUCAUAAGACAUAGAGUACCAGUCAAAAGUUUGGACACACCUACUCAUUCAAGGGUUUUUCUUUAUUUUUACUAUUUUCUACGUUGAAGAAUAAUAGUGAAGACAGCAAAACUAUUAAAAAACAAAAGUGUUCAAAGUAGCCACCCUUUGCCUUGAUGAAUGCUUUGCACACACAACCAGCUUCAUGAGGAAUUCUUUUCCAACAGUCUUGAAGGAGUUCCCACAUAUGCCAAGCACUUGUUGGCUGCUUUUCCUUCACUCUGUGGUUCAACUCAUCCCAAACCAUCUCGAUUGGGUUGAGGUCGGGUGAUUGUGGAGGCCAGGUCAUCUGAUGCAGCACUCAAUCACUCUCCUUCUUGGUCAAAUAGCCCUUACACAGCCUGGAGGUGUGUUGUGUCAUUGUCCUUUUGAAAAACAAAUGAUAGUCCCAUUGUAUCGCUGCAGAAUGCUGUGGUAGCCAUGCUGGUUACGUGUGCCUUGAAUUCUAAAUAAAUCACCCGACAGUGUCACCAGCAAAGCACACCAUCACACCUCCUCCAUGCUUCACGCUGGGAACUACAAAUGCUGCAAUCAUUUGUUCACCUACUCUGCUUCUCACAAAGACACGGCAGUUGGAACCAAAAAUCUCACAUUUUCCACCGAUCUAAUGUCCAUUGCUCAUGUUUCUUGGCCCAAGCAAGUCUCCUCUCAUUAUUGGUGUCCUUUUAGUAGUGGUUUCUUUGCAGAAAUUUGACAAUGAAGGCCUGAUUCACGCAGUCUCUUCUGAACAGUUGGUGUUGAGAUGUAUCUGUUACUUGAACUCAGUGAAGAAUUUCUGAGGCUGGUAACUCUAAUGAACGUAUCCUCUGCAGCAGAGGUAACUCUGGGUCUUCCUUUCCUGUGGCGGGUCUUCCUUUCCUGAGAGCCAGUUUCAUUAUAGUGCUUGAUGUUUUUUGCGACUGCACUUGAAGAAACUUUAAAAGUUCUUGAAAUGUUCCACAUUGACUGACUUUCAUGUCUUAAAGUAAUGGACUGUCGUUUCUCUUUGCUUAUUUGAGCUGUACUUGACAUAAUAUAGACUUGGUCUUUUACCAAAUAGGGCUAUCUUCUGUAUACCACCCCUACCCUGUCACAACACAGCUGAUUGGCUCAAACGCACUAAGAAGGAAAGAAAUUCCUCAAAUUAACGUAACAAGGUACAACUGUUAAUUGAAAUGCAUUUCAAGUGACUACCUCAUGAAGCUGGUUGAGAGAAUGCCAAGAGUGUACAAAGCUGUCAUCAAGGCAAAGGGUGGCUAUAUUUUUAUCAAAAUAUAUUUAGAUUUGGUUAACACUUUUUUUGGUUACUACAUGAUUCCAUAUGUGUUAUUUCAUAGUUUCGUUGUCUUCACUAUUAUUCUACAAUGUAAAAAUAAAGAAAAACCCUUGAAUGAGUACUGUAUACAUUGCCUUCGGAAAGUAUUCAGACCCCUUCACUUUUCCCACAUUUUGUUAGGUUACAGCCUUAUUCUAAAAUUGAUUAAAUAUUUUUUUCCCUCA
Messenger RNA from Oncorhynchus keta (chum salmon), 3548 nucleotides. Its product is annotated as protein O-glucosyltransferase 1-like. Gene Ontology annotation, cellular component: endomembrane system. Gene Ontology annotation, molecular function: UDP-xylosyltransferase activity; UDP-glucosyltransferase activity. The coding region runs from base 1 to 801 and encodes 266 amino acids. The transcript is spliced from 9 exons. Gene Ontology annotation, biological process: protein O-linked glycosylation; positive regulation of Notch signaling pathway. The record is from RefSeq and is a predicted model, not a curated record. NCBI's taxonomy places the organism in Eukaryota, Metazoa, Chordata, Actinopteri, Salmoniformes, Salmonidae.